AUGUCUGAUGACUCAUCAUCCACUCUGCCUGUGAGCCUCCGCCGACCAAAGAAGGUUUGGAUAUGGACUGAGUGCAAAGAAGUCAUGACGGUUGCAGUGGAACGAGGCUGGAACACGUUUAUCUUCUCAUCAGACAAUCGACAACUUUCGGAUGAGUGGUCAUCGGUUGCGUUGAUGGAUUCAUUGUUUAUUGACGAGAAGAAAGUUACUGAUGGUGCCGGAAAAGUUGUCGCUGCGGUUUUCGAAGUUUCAACACCUGAGGAGCUACAGAGGCUUAAGAUCGAGAACGAGCAGACGGAAAAUAUUGUUCUUGAUCUCUUAGACUGGAAGUCAAUCCCGGCAGAGAAUUUAGUGGCGGCUCUACAAGGAAGUGAGAAAACGGUGUUUGCUGUUUCAAACACUCCUUCAGAGGCAAAACUAUACCUUGAGGCUUUAGAGCAUGGCCUCGGCGGAAUCAUACUUAAAACUAAGGAUGUCAAAGCUGUUCUUGACCUUAAGGAGUACUUUGAGAAAAGGAACGAAGAAGGUGAUACAUUAAGCUUGACGGAAGCUACUAUAACUCGGAUUGAGAUGGUCGGUAUGGGAGACAGAGUGUGUGUUGAUCUUUGCAGCCUCAUGAGAUCCGGUGAAGGUCUUCUUGUUGGAUCUUUUGCAAGAGGACUGUUCCUGGUUCACUCAGAAUGCUUGGAGUCUAAUUACAUUGCAAGCAGGCCCUUUAGAGUAAACGCUGGACCAGUUCAUGCUUAUGUGGCUGUUCCAGGUGGAAAGACUUGUUACCUCUCGGAGUUAAGGAGCGGAAGAGAAGUGAUCGUUGUUGAUCAGGAAGGGAAACAGAGAACAGCAGUUGUUGGACGAGUGAAGAUAGAGAAGAGACCACUUAUCCUUGUGGAAGCUAAGCUUAGUGCAGAGGAGGAGGAAGAAACGUGUUUUAGCAUUAUCCUACAGAAUGCGGAAACAGUUGCAUUAGUGACUCCUAAUCAAGUAAACUCAUUGAGGGAAAGCGCGAUUCCCGUGACCUCGAUGAAACUUGGGGAUCAAGUUUUGAUCAGGUUACAGGGCGGUGCACGCCAUACUGGUAUAGAGAUUCAGGAAUUCAUUGUUGAGAAUUGA
Microthlaspi erraticum is the source of this 1110-nucleotide messenger RNA. The record is from the annotation of a GenBank genome assembly. NCBI's taxonomy places the organism in Eukaryota, Viridiplantae, Streptophyta, Magnoliopsida, Brassicales, Brassicaceae.